UGGGUGCAAUCCUAAAGUACAUGAGAGCACAUCUGGAAAACCUGCUGACAUACAUGAGGUUGAUAUUGACUCACAAACUAUGUCUGACCAGAAACCACUGGCAGACCACACUCAAUCUGGAUGCAAGCCCGAGAGUCCCGCAGUAGAAACUGCAAGAAAGACGACAAAGCCUAGAGUCCCACUCCAGACUUCGACAUACCUCCCUCUCAAUAAGUCUAAUAAGCAACAUGUCAGUCUAAAAAAAGACAAUGCAUGGGUAAAAAACCAUAUUCCCAAAAAAGUCAUCCAUCAUGUGAAUGGGAACACCCCUUCCCGAACUAGGAGUAAUAUACCUAGCAACGCACAUAACUUGGGAAUGCAACGUAGAACGGAUCAUCAGGAUAUAAGGAGCACUAAACGGGGCUCAUAUAGGCACCAUAUUAAUGCAUAUUCUUGUCCAAACUCUCACACUAUCUAUGUUGAACCUCAGCAACAUAAUGAGUAUAGAUCGACACAUGACCCUCUCAAUAACUUCACUCACACAUGUGAUGUGAGCCAAUAUGCAUACGACUAUGAAAGACCCAUGAGGUACAACUACCAAGGUAAUCUUAACACAGGGUACCUAGGUCAAGCAAACUAUAUAUCACCAGUAAAUGAACGCAGAUGCCCACCCAUGGAUGCUAAAAGUCAAAACAUGCAACAGGAUUAUUUUCGGAUGCAGCAAACAAUAGCCCCACUCGCUGCACAAUUCAUCCAGGAAAUAGUACACACACUGACUCUGUCUCACCUCAGAGCCCCU
Messenger RNA from Trichobilharzia szidati, 778 nucleotides. The record is from the annotation of a GenBank genome assembly. Lineage: Eukaryota; Metazoa; Platyhelminthes; Trematoda; Strigeidida; Schistosomatidae.